AUGUGGCAGGACGAUGAGGACAACAACCCUUAUGGGUCCUUCAACAACCAAGACUCUGCCACGGAACCCUCCAACCCAACUCUAGGAGCCUCCUACUCGGACCAACCGACCUCACCUACCUCAUACUCUACUUCCUCCAACCCGGCCUCACAGUUCCGCGAUGACGACGAUGAGGGAGAAGAUGACGAGGGACACGCGGAGAGUGGUCCUGUCCCUCCCAAAGGUGGCUAUGACAGCAGAGUGCAGCAGAUUCUUUAUGAGCAACCGGACCUGGAAAUUGUCAUAACGGACGCAGGCAAAAGCGCAGAUGGAGGGUACAUUGUGUACAAGAUUCGGACAGGAGACAUUGAGGUCGCGAGGAGAUAUUCAGAGUUCAGUUCACUGCGCGCCGCUCUGAUCAAUCUCCAUCCUACCUUGAUCAUCCCUCCGAUCCCCGAGAAACACACCAUGGCAGAUUAUGCCGCCAAACCCACAAAGGCAAAGGAAGACGUAGGCAUCAUCGACCAGCGAAAGCGUAUGCUUGCUGUAUUUUUGAACCGUUGUCGGAGAAUGAAGGAGGUGGUUGAGGACGGCGUCUGGUGGAGGUUCCUGGACCCCAACUCCAGCUGGAAUGAAGUCUUGCAUGCCCAUCCGGUCUCUUCAGUGCCGAAGAAUAAUCUGAAAGCACCACCCUUGGACCCUGCUAACCCAACUCCUGCUCACAACUGGCUACCCAUCCCUUCCUCCUCUGCCAAACUUAGGACAUAUGGAUCAACCUCGAGUACUGGAACGCCUAUAUCUCCUCCGGAUCAGACCUUCCCGUCAACUGCAUCACAUACGACACCUGGUCCUCAAGUCUUUGGACGGUUUCCCGUGACUUCCGAGAGACUGAGCGAGACGGAUCUUGAUCCCUAUUUUAUCAAUUUUGAACAGAACACCCGGGAACUCGAGAUUCUAUUGCAAGGCAGCAUCGAAAAGGUUAACCGCCGUACUAUCGAGCACUUAACCAAGCUUUCAGCGGACCUUGCAGAGUUGGGGGCCCGGUACAAUGGAUUUUCACUUUCCGAGCAGUCACCUACUGUAGCCGCAGCAAUCGAGCGGAUAGGACAAGCUGUGGACAGCACGUAUAUCUCAACCGAGGAGCUAUCGCUGAGCUUGGGAGCCACAUUUGCCGAGCCUAUGAGGGAGAGCGCCCAGUUUGCGGGGGUCGUUCGGAAUGUGCUGAAAUAUAGAGUCCUCAAACGAGUGCAGCAAGAGAUGACAAGGGAGGACUUGGAGAAGAAGCGCCACCUCUUGGAACAGCUCGAGCGUAGCGAGUCAGAGGCGAAACGGAUUGAUGCGUACCUGGCCGGUAGCACGACACUAGCAAGCCCACCACGGCGCUCAACGUCGAGUGCUUCUGCGAGGGGCCCACCAGAGAGAAGAGACGGGCAGCAUGAAGAGACCGAAUCUGUUGACUCUGACUUUCCACCCACUCAUGGCGAGCCUCCAUCAUCGCCUCCUUCGGCUGCUCAGGGACAGCCACAUCAGAAUCCAACUUCACCAACAACACACAGGAAGUCUCCCAGCGGCAACUUUGUAACCAACAAGAUAUUUGGCAGCUUCAGACAUGCAGUGAACGGCUUUGUGGACGUGGACCCAGAGAGGACGAGACGGGAUCAGAUUGGGAAAACACGAGAAAGUCUGUCUCAGCUGGAACAGGCGCUAGAAGUGUCGGAGAAGGACGUCCACGACGCAACUCAAGGAGUGAUGCGAGACCUCAAGAGGUUCCAGAAGGAGAAGGAGGACGACCUUCAGAGAUACAUGGUUUCGUAUGCGCGAUGUCAUAUCGAAUGGGCGAGGAAGAAUCUAGAAACGUGGUCGGAGGCGAGGGAUGAGGUGGACAAAAUUGUCGCGAGAUGA
This is a messenger RNA of Cladophialophora immunda, 1881 nucleotides long. RefSeq lists its product as uncharacterized. The record is from RefSeq and is a predicted model, not a curated record. Gene Ontology annotation, molecular function: phosphatidylinositol binding. Bases 1 to 1881 code for a protein of 626 amino acids. NCBI's taxonomy places the organism in Eukaryota, Fungi, Ascomycota, Eurotiomycetes, Chaetothyriales, Herpotrichiellaceae. The transcript is spliced from 5 exons. Gene Ontology annotation, biological process: retrograde transport, endosome to Golgi.